Molecule: messenger RNA, 1816 nt
Organism: Nematostella vectensis (starlet sea anemone)
Lineage: Eukaryota; Metazoa; Cnidaria; Anthozoa; Actiniaria; Edwardsiidae
Product: protein unc-13 homolog C-like
Exons: 1
Coding region: 525-1211 (228 amino acids)
Source: RefSeq, a predicted model, not a curated record
AUCGAAUUGCUGUCAAGGCGCAAGAUUAGAAAGAAUCUAGAGAUUGGGCACCCACUACCUCAGAAGGUAGCAGGUUCCAUAUCCUAACUGAUCUAGGGAAAAAAGAGUGACUAUGAGUGAGAAUACUAGACUGGAUCUGCCUAUAUUGGUAGGGAUUUCUUCGGGUUGCUCUGGGAUUUGACAGGAUACACGGCGGGAAUUUAACGUUCACAGAGUUGUUGCGGAUCUUAUAGAACAAGCAAGCCUUGUCGCGUCUCCUACGCGAGUACGCGCUCCACGAUGACAUUGGGUCGAGUUGUCAUGGUUGACGGACGCAUGUCUUGAGAGCUCUGACCUAAAGAGUGAUUUUUUUUUGCAAUUAAUGCUCUCCUCGACCAAAAAUGUUUGCUCAAAAGCGACAAUUGAGCAGUUCAUCAAGCCCCGAGACAAGCAGCGAGAAAAGGAGAAAUUCAGUUCAAGGAGAUUCAAAAUCCGCCGCCGAGCUGAGCACCAUCUUAGACCGUAUUAACCAGCUAGCGGCUUAAAUGAACGAUGGUUUCUCAAAAGUUCACACAGACAUGGACGUAUUAAGACACGAAUUGCAGGUCUCUAUUCAAGAGAUGCGAACAACUAUAAAUGACCUUGAAACCUCCGUUAACGCAGCUUGGCAGGAAAUUCACGCUCUGCAAGCAGAAAAGGAAAGCGAGAAGAAGCAGCGAGAAAGACUGCAGGAAUCACUAGAGUUUGAAAGAGAGGAACGUAUUCGCCUUGGGGCGUAUACAAGGAGGGAAAAAAUCAACAUUAAAAAUAUUCCUGAAACCCACGAGGAAAAUUGUAAAGACAAGGUUAUUAGCAUUCUACAGAACGAAUUAGAAAUGCCCAAGGCAGCAACUAUCAUGUUUUAUGCUGUUCACAGGGUCGGCAAGAAACGAGAAAAGAACGCAAAACCAAGGCCAAUUAUUGUAAGAUUUGUAUCCAGGGAAACAAGAGACGCAGUAUUUCGCCGAAAAAAGAAGCUAAGCAGCUCGACACGAUACGAAAACGCUUACAUAACUCAAGACUGUCCCCGUGAGAUCCAAAAUGAACGAGCAAUAUUAAUUGCUGCAAUGGAAAAAGCAAAGAAAGACGGUGUUCAAGCGAAAGUCCUAGGCCGCUCUAUUCACAUUAAUGGCCAAACCUUCAGAGCUUCGAACCUCCCGCCGGAAUUUCAAGCAACAAACGAUGAGAGAUGAGUUAUAACUAUUGAACAUAUGCAAACUUUAACUUUUUGUUUUUGGCCCGUAUUAUUAGAAGAUUGUGGGGGCAAAGUUGAUCAUUUGUUUAUAUCCAGCGUAACUUAUUUACUACCAUGCUGCCAAUUAAGAUAAUUCUCAUUCAUAAGCAUGCGAGGUUGUUAUUUUUGAUACCGUAGUUGUUUUUCCUGAUAUUUAAUCGAGAGCAAGACACGCUAUUUAUGACAAGUCACUCUUAUGGUCUUUCCAUCCAGGCCUAAGCCAGACUAAAUUUUCCAGUCAGAUAAUUUACUCUCUUUGUGGGCUAUUUUUCCUGGCCCACUUGUUUUUUUAUAUAAGCUUUGUAUGACGUUAAGGGUCAUAUUUAAUCGUUUUCUGUCAAGUCUUCUUUUACGUAAAUUGUGGAAUUUUAUUUAUACUUAUAUUUUUCAAACGGUCAAGUAUCCAAAUGAUUUCAAGGUAAAACCUGUCAAUGCAACCAAUGGUCUUUUGUUACAGCACUUUCGCUUCACUAAACACCGAUUCCCAGGGGGGUAAAACGAGCUCGUUAAACAAUCCAAUUAAUCUAAAGUGUGUCUCUCUCAAUGUUAGGGGCAUGAACAAAA